CCCAUCCAUCGCUUCCCGGAACUCCCCACCAUCAACAUCCCAGCUUCUUCCAACAGAACAACACCUUGACAGCUUUCUCAUCCACGUCAACCCCGAUUUCGCCAUAUCGCUCACUCCCCCGCGUCUCUCCCGCCAUCAUGGUCAUCGUCAACGAGAAAUCAAUGCUGCCCCCUCCCCCUCCCUACCUCUCCCGCUCGCUCGACGCGCACCCCCCGCCCUUCCCCGGAUCCUCUACCCGCCCAAAACCUUCCUUCUCCACGCUCCCCCCGCACAUCCUCCUCGUCAUCCUCUACCACGCCUUCCCGCAGACGUCCUUCCUCGACGAGGGCCGUGUCGAGCGCCAGAGACGCACGCUGUACUGGAUGAGCAUAUCGCUCAGGCUGGUCAGUCGGUCGGUCUACAUCGCAUGUAUGCACAUCCUCCGCUCGACCUACCUCCCCGCAUACACAUCCCUCCUGCGCGCUCCUUACACCUCCGACCCCUUCCCACUAUCCUCUCCCCCAUCCACCACCACCACCACCACCACCACCACGCCUCCGACCUCGACCAUUACUUCAACACCAACCCCCGACCUCCCGCUCCUCCCGUCCCCACACCGCGAAACAGCGAUCCUGGACGCGUUCAUUGCGCUCAAGGUCCGCGAAGACGUGUGGGCCGACGCGUCCGAGCUCCAUCUGGAGCGCGAGGAGACAUUCCGCGAUGUAUUCGAGCGCGUGCAGCCGCGCGCGCGCUGCGAGGACCUCGUGCGGCACUACGGCGAGCGUGCGGGCGUCGUUGUGCUCGACGCGCCCGGCGUCGCGGAUCCUUCUGCGAACGGUGGGGGCGGGAGCAGAACGAGCCGGACGCGAGCGAUCCCGUUCAGUGCGCUGAGCGUGGCUUUCGAGCCGCGCCGCGUCGCGCUCGUGCUUCAGCCGCCAGCGGGCGAGCGGCGGCGCACGAUCGCGGAGGUGCCGCGGGCCGCGCGCGACGAGCGGCUCGAGGUCGCGGCGAAGCGGCUCGUGCGGGAGCUGCAAGCGUGGAUAGCGGAGGGCGGCCAGCUGUGAGCCCUCGUAUGGACGCACGGACACACAGACGCUCUGUGCGCGGGCAAGCAUAUAUGUAUCGUACGGGUCUGUAGGUGUUUCGAUGUUGUAUUUUCACCAACCAUGUAUCCUACUCAGAUUAGGUUUAUGUACGCACAUAUGUCUGAUAUAAUAUCGACGGUACUCCCUUUUGCGGUGUCUCUAGCAGCGCCGAUGAAAAUCGCGACCCCCGCACUGACCACACGCGCCUACUGCAGCUCCCCCGCCUCCCCCUUCCACCCAAACCCGACCUCGUCCACCUCCGGCUCCGGCUCGCGCACACGCCCGGGCCGCCCGUCCCACCCGCGCCGCGACCUGUCCCGCUCGUCGUCCGCCCUGUCCGUCGCACGCAGCCCGAACGCACGCGGCAUCGCUCCCUCCAUCUCCCGCCGCCGCUCGCGCCGCCGUUCCUCCUGUCGCCGCUCGGCGUGCCGCGCCGCCGCCUCGUCGUAUGCCUCGGCGUCUGCCUCCCAUGGUGUCGCCGACGUCGCCGGCGGCGGGUCGCGCGUGAACACGCCCCUGCCGCGUCCGCCCUGAGCGCGCUCUGCAUCGCCCGCAUCCGAGUCUGCGCGUCCGUGCCCAUCAUCCUGGUCCUGGUCCUGGUCCUGGUCCUGGUCCUCCCCAUCUCGCAGCCCGCCGCUGUCCUGCCUCUCUGUCUUCAGCCCCCACCCCACCUCAUCGACCCCCCACAGCCGCCCCUGCACCCCGCCACCGCCACCGCCAC
Molecule: messenger RNA, 1785 nt
Organism: Heterobasidion irregulare TC 32-1
Lineage: Eukaryota; Fungi; Basidiomycota; Agaricomycetes; Russulales; Bondarzewiaceae
Exons: 3
Coding region: 138-1043 (301 amino acids)
Source: RefSeq, a predicted model, not a curated record